This is a messenger RNA of Erythranthe guttata (spotted monkey flower), 4146 nucleotides long. RefSeq names its product lysine-specific demethylase JMJ26. Gene Ontology annotation, biological process: regulation of transcription by RNA polymerase II. Gene Ontology annotation, cellular component: histone deacetylase complex; chromatin. Gene Ontology annotation, molecular function: transcription coregulator activity; chromatin DNA binding; histone H3K9 demethylase activity. NCBI's taxonomy places the organism in Eukaryota, Viridiplantae, Streptophyta, Magnoliopsida, Lamiales, Phrymaceae. The record is from RefSeq and is a predicted model, not a curated record.
UUUUUUGUUUUAGUGCAGUAAAUAGAUAUGAUUUCGUCUUUACUUCUAAUCUGCUAUGAGUUAUAUGACGUAUUGAAUUUAUGUUAUUUUUAUGAUCACGAUUUUGUUAUGCAAUACCGAACAGGAGUAUGAAUCCCCAUUUAUUUUAGGAUGUUGAACGUGACAACUGACAACUUUAUUUUAAAUAUUUUAUUUAUUUAUUUUCUUCGUAAAUAAGAUUUAGCAUGCGAUAUUUUUUCUACUUUCCAAAAGUAAAUUCCAAAAUUAGACCCAUGAAAUUGGCUAUUCAAUAUUAAAUUAAAAGAAAAAGGAAAAAGAAAAUCUGCAGAAAAAGGAAAUUAAAUUAAAUGUGUUUAGCGAAUGAUUAUUUAACCGCAUUAAUUAAUAGUUAAAAAUAUUUAUAUUUUUUCCCACCAAAAUCUGGCCCAUUUAUUUCCGUGAAGAUCCAACCUAAUUAAAAUUACCAAAAAACCACGCUUCCAUAAAUAACCCAAAUACUUAAUUGCUGUCAAAUAUUUUCCUUUUCUGUUCUCCACAUUAUUUUUAAUUGAUAAAAAUAUAAUAAAAUAAUACCGCUUUUGUGGGCCCAUCUGAUUUAUUUAUUUAUUUAAUUCGGUUGGUGUGUCGUAUCUCUACUUAUUUUUUGCCCCUGUUGCAAAGCAAAGACGUAUAUAAGACGCGAGUAAUCAAUCCUCUUUCAUUAUAAUUCUUCCUUCGAUAUCAAAACUCUUCCCAAGAGAUUCUUUCUCAUCUCCAAUUCCAAUUGAUGUUUUUAUUUAGCCCCUUUCGCCAAAUCUGCGAUUCGUUCUUCAUCUCGGAAGUAAUUCACGGCGGUUGAAUAAAUUGGAUUCGGAGAAGAAACACUCUGAUCGUUAAUCAGUGUGACAAUGGCAGUAGUAAUUACAAAGCAAGAAAGUCAUAUUCAUUGUACAAACAAUGGAAUACCGGUGGUACGGAGAACCCUGAGGCGUGUGCCUGCAAGGAAGAGGAAGCUUAUCAUUAGUUUUGAUGACGAUGAAGAAUAUGAGGAGAAUGUUAAAUUAUCCCCUCCAGAAUCAGAGGAUUUGUCUGGUCAGAAAGCAAGAAAAUUUGGAAGCAGCAACAUUUCGUGUGAGAGAACAACACCAAGUCUACAUCAGAGGGUUUCAACCGUAAAAGUAAAAGAAACAGCGCAGACAAAGAAAAGUUCUGGUAGCUCCUCCGCGGAGAGAUAUAUCUCGUCAAAGAAGAGAUGCCACCGUGUUUCUCCAGGUGAAAUAGAUUCUGAUAGUUCUGAUGAGAAAGGCAACGAUUGUUUUAGGUCCUUAGAGGAGUUAUUGGCUAAAGAAGGUUCAACAGUACGUAGGUUUCAGAGAAAACGCUCAGAGAAGGUUUCCAAGAAGUCAAAUGAGAAAAAUAUCUGUGGAAAUAAAGUUAAUAGGAAAAAGGAAGAAACUGACAGUGAAGAAGAGUGGUGUGAGAGCAAGAAAAGACGUAGGCCAUCAGUGGCAACAUCCGGCAACCAAAAGAAACAAACUGAGGAUAUGGAUGAUCAAAAAACAUCCAAAAGGCGCCGUGUUUCUUCACACAAAUUUUUGGACGAAAAUUUCAUUUCAUGUGAUUGGGUUGAUGAUGAAGAAGAUGUGGUUUCGUCUAUUGAUAUAGUGGUUGGAGGAACUGAUUUAAUCAACUUAUCAAGAAUCCAAAGUAGUGCCAAGAAAGCAAAAAGGAGUUUAAAGAGCGCCAAAAGGAAAUCUGAUGGUUCUGCAAAACACUCUCCAUCUAACUUAUCCACCUCUUCAUCGUCCUCUUGUUCAUCAAUUCCACAACUUGAUACUAAAGCAGAACAGAGAUCUGUAAGUAAAAACACAAAGGUAAAUGGGAAGGAGUCGAUUAAAUGUCACCAGUGUCAAAGAACAGAUAGAAGAAUUGUUGUUCCGUGCACAAAGUGUGACAAGAAAGUGUACUGCAUCCAAUGUAUUAAGCAAUGGUAUCCCGAAUUAUCUGAGGAGGAAGUUUCAGAGGUUUGCCCACAUUGCCGGAAUAAUUGCAACUGCAACUUGUGCUUGCAUUCCACCUCCAUUUUGAAGACAUCGAAGAGAGAUAUGAACGAUGAUGAGAAGAUUCGACAUCUGCACUAUCUCAUAAGCAAACUUUUUCCCUAUCUACAACACAUUCACAAAGAACAAAUUGAAGAGAUAGAGAUGGAGUCUGAAAUUCAAGGGAUACCUUCAUCUUCAGUCGAAGUAAAACGGGCAUUUAGCUAUACCGAUGAGCGAGUAUAUUGCAACCACUGUUCAACUUCAAUUGUUGAUCUUCAUCGAAGCUGCCCAAGUUGCUCUUAUGAGCUGUGCCUUAGUUGUUUCCGUGAGAUCCGUUCGGGUCAGCAUCCAGGAGGACCAAACAAACGGGUCCUGCAAUAUGUGGACAGAGGCUGUGAUUACAUGCAUGGUGGAAAUCCACAUCCAGAAUCUUGUAAUACACAGUCUUUAGAUAGAGAUUCUGAAAUCCCAUUUGAGUGGGUUUUAAAUAAAGAUGGGAGUGUUUUUUGUCCUCCCGAAGAAAUGGGCGGAUGUGGCAGUUGCAAAUUAGAGCUCAAGUGCCUCCUUCCAGAAAAUUGGAUCUCGCUUCUAGAAGAACGAGCAGAAAACGUAUUGAGAGAAUAUAAACCAGUCAAGGAUGUUUCUGAUCAUACAACUUGUGCUUGUGAAGAAGGCUCGAAAGACAAAUGUUUGUAUUGCCCAGAUUCGAAGGAUACAUUGAACGAGGAAGAGCUUCUGCACUUCCAAAAGCACUGGGCUAAAGGAGAACCGGUUAUUGUUAGAAAUGUUCUUGAGCAUACAAGCGGAUUAAGUUGGGAGCCGAUGGUUAUGUGGCGUGCAUUGUGUGAGAAUACAGAUUCGCAGAUCAGUUCAAGAAUGUCUGAUGUAAAGGCUAUUGAUUGCUUAGCUGGUUGUGAGGUGGAGAUUAGUACUCGGAAAUUCUUCAAGGGUUAUACAGAGGGGAGAAGAUACGAGAAUUACUGGCCGGAGAUGCUAAAACUCAAGGAUUGGCCACCAUCUGAUAGUUUUGAGGAUUUUCUACCACGACAUUGUGACGAGUUUAUUCGAGCCUUGCCAUUCCAGGAGUACACAGAUACAAGGGCUGGUUUUCUUAACCUUGCUGUGAAAUUGCCAGCAGCUGUCAUUAAACCUGAUAUGGGUCCAAAGACAUACAUUGCCUAUGGCGUCAAAGACGAACUUGGAAGAGGGGAUUCAGUCACUAAGCUUCACUGUGACAUGUCUGAUGCGGUGAACAUUCUGACACACACAGCAGAAGUAGAUUUAUGUGAGGAGCAGUGUCAAGCAAUUGAAUUGUUGAAAGAAAAGCACAAAUCUCAGGAUGAAGAAGAAAGCAGGGCUAGAAGAGAAAAUGGAAGUCCUUGUGAAUCUAGUGGCAAAGACACUUCCUUUUCAUAUCAUAAAAAUCAAACAGAAGGGCGGUCGGAUAAUAGUGGCGCCGCUCUGUGGGACAUUUUUAGAAGAGAAGAUGUGCCGAAACUAAAAGAGUAUCUCGUUCAACAUGCGAGCGAAUUUAGACACACCUAUUGCUGCCCCGUUAAUCAGGUUAUUCAUCCAGUUCAUGAUCAGACCUUCUACUUGACCUCGGAACAUAAACUUAAGCUAAAGGAAGAAUACGGCAUAGAACCUUGGACAUUUGAACAGAAGCUAGGAGAGGCGGUUUUCAUUCCUGCAGGGUGUCCGCACCAAGUGAGGAAUCUCAAGUCAUGCACAAAAGUUGCUGCAGAUUUCGUUUCUCCCGAAAACUUACAUGAAUGCCUCAGACUGACUGAAGAAUUCAGGAAGCUGCCAAGAGAACAUAGAGCCAGAGAAGACAAAUUAGAGAUCAAGAAGAUGAUCCUUCAUGCCGUUGACAAAGCAGUUGAAGAUCUUGAAGAACUGACGUCUAGGAUCGAGAAUUAACAGCAAUGAAAAAUCAUAUCUCUAAUUUUGCCGACAAGAAAAACCAUUCUUCAUGAUCGCGUAUAGAUAUACUCUGUAGAGCAAGUAGCCUCCAUAUAAAUCGGCCUGCCUAGGAGCGGAUAAAAGUGUAAAUAGAUUAUAGAGAGAUUUGACAAAAUUGUAUACAGCUACUGAUUUUUUAAUGAGAUGCAGAUUUUAUCCAAAA